AAUGAAGGGACUGCGCGCGCGCGAGGCAAGUGACGCCCCGCCCUCCCAGGCCCUACAACACCCGAGAUUCCGCGCGCUUGUCUCUCUCGCAUCAGCUAUUCCCUUUCAGGUCCUUGGUCUGUCCGCUGGGGGCGCGCGCAGUGCGUGGCAGGAGGCAGCAGCGCCGGCGGCAGAGUGCGCGGGUCGCGUGGCGGUGCGUGGUUGCUAGGGGCGCUUAAGGCCGCCCGCUUGCCCAGCAGGCCGAGAGAAGAAGCAACGCGGAGCCGGCGCCGAGCGAGGCUGAGCUGGGUUCCCACUACGCUGGACAUUUUCCUGUUUGGACCUAGAUUGAGGACCUGAGCUACAAAACAGGCUUGUAUUCUUGUAAAGUUGAACUCUGCAGGCUAGAGCUUAAUAUUUGUACCUGUUUGUCCCUUAAGCCCUCCUGUUCCAGGGAUCAUAUGUAAGAAUAAGAAACAUGUUAGAUCAUGGCUCUGUAAAAUGGUAGGUUAUUCAAAAUACUAUUUUUCAGGUGAUUUAUUGGCUCAUAAAGUAAGUUCCUUGAGUUCCUUGCAAGCUGCUGAUUGGAGAGUAAGCUGAUGGUGGAUCCUUUGGACUUAGUCACAGAGAAUGCCUCUGAACCAGAAACAAAUGAAACCAGGUUGGAACAUUUGUACAGGAUACUGUACUGACAGAUUUCAAGAAUGCAGUUGGUAUUACUGGAGGUGUGUGGCACCUUACCUGAGCCUGGCCAUGAGGCCAUGUGGCCAUGAUGUGGGCCCCUCAUGGCCUCAGCAGGAACAGAGCACUACAGUAUUGGCCUCUGCCGGGGAAACAGCUUCAAGCAGAGUGGUCCCUCAGGCACGGUGCCUGCCCCACCACCUGAGAAAUCCUCUGUGGGCAAAGUCUGGUCUCAGGCCCAUCAGCAGGUGAAGCCAAUCUGGAAGCUGGAAAAGAAGCAUGUGGGGACGCUGUCAGUAGGAUUGAACCAAAGCUUCUUGGGUGUCCCACCCCAUCCAGCAUAUUUCUUUUGCCCUAGCACUUUAUGUAGCUCUGGGACCACAGCUGUUGUUGCAGGCCACAGCAGCUCCUGUUACCUGCGCUCUCUCCCAGACUUGUUCAGCAGUACCCUGUUGUACCGCCGUUCCAACUAUAGGCACAAACCAUACCAGCAACUGGAGUCCUUCUGCUUGCGUUCAAGCCCAUCGGAAAAAAGACCUUUUUUUCGCCCUCAAAAGAGCCUCCCUGUCAGACUCACUGCCAGUAAGGCUACUUCUUCCAUGAUCUUUCCCAUGGCCCAGCCCAUGGCAACCUCAUCCACAGAUCCAUACCUCUCUUUGGCAGCGGCUGGGGAAAACUCUUCAGGGAAGAGCCUGGCCUCUGCCAUCUCAGGAAAGAUCUCAUCUCCAUUGUCCUCCUACAAGCCCAUGCUGAAUAACAACUCCUUCAUGCGGCCAAAUAGCACUAACACUAAAGUGCCUUUAUCACAGGCCACCGAGGGCCUGAAGCCAGUAUCUCACCCCAAGAUCCAACCUGUUUCCUGGCAUCAUUCUGGGGGGACUGGAGACUGUGCAUCCCAGCCUAUAGACCAUAAGGUGCCCAAGAGCAUUGGCACUGUCCUAGAUGAUGCCACUGCCCAUAUCACUCUGUCUACUCCUGUCUCCCUCAACACACCCAACACCAGUGUUGCCUCUUCGCGGUACAGCUGGAAAAACUUAGCUACAAGAGCAGAGCCACAUCCCUGUGGCCUGGAUAACGGCUCCGACUCCCAAGCUCCAACUAAAGAGAUUCGGUUCACUGAGGCUGUGAGGAAGUUGACCUCAAGAAGCUUUGAGAAGAUGCAAAGGGAAGGCUGCCGGUUUGAACAGUCUUGUUUUGUGAGCCCCAGCUUCCAGCAGAGCCUCCUCGGCAGGAGCAGGCGGUGGAAACCUCCCGGGGUAGGGCAGCAGUUUCCUCAGGAGGAUGCUGGAUCAGACGGUAGGAUCCUCCCUGGUGCCUCAAACACCUUGGGGUUGGACGGUACAGUCUUCUGUACCAAACGUAUCAGCAUUCACCUCCUUGCCUCACAUGCCAAUGGGCUCAACCACAGCCGUGCCUGUGGAUCUGUAACUGACCCCCCACCACUUGAAGAAGACAAAGCUCCACUUCCUCCUUUUCCUCCUCAGCCCCUUGGCGUAGCCAGUGUGGCCACCUGCCUCUCUUCCAUCCAUCUGGGCCAGUCUGGGAAAGAGGGGCCUGAGGAAACCAGGGAGCUGAACCUCCCUCAUAGGGAUACAGGUUCAGCUACCGACCUCCAGCCAGACCAGGUUGAGACUGAAGAUGUAGAAGAAGAACUAAUAGAUGGUUUGGAAGACAGCUGUAGUCAUGAUGAGAAUGAAGAGGAGGAGGGAGACUCAGAGUACUCCUCAUUAAAUGUCAUCUCUCGCAGUGAGUCAGUGGCAGCUAUUUCUCGGAACUGCAUGGAAAGUCUGACCAAACCCCUUUCCAAUCAUGAGAAAGUUGUCCGACCAGCCCUUAUCUACAGUCUUUUCCCCAACGUGCCCCCAACCAUCUAUUUUGGCACUCAGGAUGAGAGAGUGGAGAAACUUCCCUUGGAGCAGAGGAAGCUACUCCGUUGGAAGAUGAGCACAGUGACCCCCAACAUUGUCAAGCAGACCGUUGGACGGUCCCACUUCAAAAUUAGCAAGAGAAAUGAUGACUGGCUGGGCUGCUGGGGUCACCACAUGAAGUCUCCUUGUUUCCGAUCAAUUAGAGAGCAUCAGAAGCUAAACCACUUCCCAGGCUCAUUCCAGAUUGGGAGGAAGGACCGGCUAUGGCGGAAUCUGUCACGCAUGCAGAGCCGCUUUGGCAAGAAGGAAUUCAGCUUCUUCCCCCAGUCCUUCAUCCUGCCCCAGGAUGCCAAGCUCCUGCGCAAAGCCUGGGAGAGCAGCAGCCGCCAGAAAUGGAUUGUGAAGCCACCAGCAUCAGCUCGAGGCAUUGGCAUCCAGGUCAUUCACAAGUGGAGUCAGCUCCCAAAGCGAAGACCCCUCUUGGUACAGCGGUAUCUACACAAACCCUACCUCAUCAGUGGCAGCAAGUUUGAUCUGCGGAUCUAUGUUUACGUCACUUCCUACGAUCCUCUACGGAUUUACCUCUUUUCAGAUGGACUUGUCCGCUUUGCCAGUUGCAAGUAUUCCCCUUCCAUGAAGAGCCUUGGCAAUAAGUUCAUGCAUCUGACCAACUACAGUGUCAAUAAAAAGAAUACUGAGUACCAGGCCAAUGCAGAUGAAACGGCCUGCCAGGGCCACAAAUGGGCGCUGAAGGCUUUGUGGAACUACCUGAGCCAAAAAGGAGUCAAUAGUGAUGCCAUCUGGGAGAAAAUAAAGGAUGUUGUUGUCAAAACCAUCAUCUCGUCAGAGCCCUAUGUGACCAGCCUGCUCAAGAUGUAUGUGCGGCGGCCUUAUAGCUGCCAUGAGCUCUUCGGUUUUGACAUCAUGCUGGACGAGAACCUCAAGCCCUGGGUCCUGGAAGUCAACAUUUCCCCAAGCCUCCACUCCAACUCUCCACUGGACAUCAGCAUCAAAGGCCAGAUGAUCCGUGACCUUCUGAACCUGGCAGGUUUUGUCCUGCCCAGUGCAGAGGAUGUCAUUUCCAGCCCCAGCAGCUCUAGCAGUUCCACCACCAGCCUGCCCAGCUCCCCUAGGGACAAAUGUCAAAUGGCUUCAGAGCAUUACAUUGCACAGAAGAUGAAAAAAGCCUAUUACCUGACCCAGAAAACUCCUGAUCAGGACUUCUAUGCAUCUGUACUGGAUGUCCUGACUCCAGAUGACGUUCGGAUUCUGGUAGAGAUGGAAGAUGAGUUUUCUCGCCGUGGUCAAUUUGAACGAAUUUUUCCUUCUCGGAUCUCUUCUCGCUAUCUCCGCUUUUUUGAGCAGCCACGCUAUUUCAACAUUCUCACCACCCAGUGGGAACGGAAAUACCAUAGCAACAAGCUCAAAGGAGUAGAUCUGCUUCGGAGUUGGUGCUACAAAGGGUUCCACACAGGAGUUGUCUCUGAUUCUGCUCCAAUGUGGUCUCUCCCUACUACACCUUUGACUGUCUCAAAGGGUGAUGUAACAUACAAUGCCUUCAGCAAGUUGGAGACUGGCAGACUGGGAAAACACAACUUUUCUGAGAGAAGCCUACUGCUCUCUGAACACAGGACCACACCUAAGCCCAAGAAGACUCAGGCUGGCCUUUCCCCUAUUUCCUGGCAAUCCAGGUCCUCAAAGGACAGUGAGGAUUCCAGCAAAAAGCCCAGCUUCUCUACCAAUAUGUCACCUGUGGGCAAGUACUCUGGGCAGACUUCAAGACUUUCUGCUUCCUCUACUUCCCAGUCAUCCAGUGACUCCCUCCUGGCUGCUGUGAGCCUAUAACUGGUCUCUCUUCACAAGCCUCUGCCAAGGAGCACCAGCGUCAGCUACCUCAUGGGAACCAGCCUGCUGAUCAGCCUGACCCCUGCCCUCCACUUGCCCCUCAUCAGAGUAUUUUUUGAAGUGGUUUAAUUGUAGAGAUGGGUAUUUGGAGGGCUGGAGGGAUGAUGGGGAAAAGGUGAAGAAGGUUCACCCUCUGUCACCUGUCGGCCUGGCUGGCACCUCAUAUCUCAGCAGAGAAGCCAGUGAUGGCCACGCAGCCUUAUAAAGCAGGGUUUGGUUUCUACCUU
Nycticebus coucang (slow loris) is the source of this 4660-nucleotide messenger RNA. RefSeq names its product tubulin tyrosine ligase like 4 (gene TTLL4). Gene Ontology annotation, biological process: protein polyglutamylation; microtubule cytoskeleton organization. The record is from RefSeq and is a predicted model, not a curated record. Gene Ontology annotation, molecular function: tubulin binding; tubulin-glutamic acid ligase activity. The coding region runs from base 765 to 4373 and encodes 1202 amino acids. NCBI's taxonomy places the organism in Eukaryota, Metazoa, Chordata, Mammalia, Primates, Lorisidae. The transcript is spliced from 21 exons. Gene Ontology annotation, cellular component: cilium.